Molecule: messenger RNA, 291 nt
Organism: Notodromas monacha
Lineage: Eukaryota; Metazoa; Arthropoda; Ostracoda; Podocopida; Cyprididae
Source: the annotation of a GenBank genome assembly
AUGGCGGCGCACAUUGCUGUGGUAGUGGUGGAAAAGGGUUAUACUAUCGAGUUCGGACAGAUUUCCUGCAAUUCCAUCAUUCUGCUCGAAUGGAUAAUUCCGGCAGAAACGUGGAUCCGCGGAGCAUUCGUCGAUGAAGAAGAGCAACCGUUCCUGGGUUCGAAUGAUGUCGCAGAGAUUCGUCUCACGCCUGCCUGGGAGAGCAGGAAUCUGCCACCCGAGCAACUUAAUUUUCAGGAUGUUUCCCCACCGGAUGAAUCUGAGUACGGCAAAGAGCCGCCUGAUCGGUGA